This is a messenger RNA of Halichondria panicea, 1424 nucleotides long. RefSeq lists its product as uncharacterized. The coding region runs from base 161 to 1306 and encodes 381 amino acids. The record is from RefSeq and is a predicted model, not a curated record. Lineage: Eukaryota; Metazoa; Porifera; Demospongiae; Suberitida; Halichondriidae. The transcript has 12 exons.
UAUAGCUAGAUCUAGUAAUAAUUAUAAUAAAACUGUAGCUGGCAUGCUACAGCAACUUAGCCUACUAAAGCAACAUGCUCUGCCUGAUGAAUUGUAAUACUAGGAGAGUAGACCCAGAAGAAAUGGGUGUGCAAGCUGAAGAGUCACUGUUCAAGAGGCAAUGUCUCUCCAGUCUAACAACUGCAGCAUUGCGGGAUUGAGUGGAGUGGUGCAAGCUCUCCAGUCCCUACCUCGAGUCCUACCAUCAACUUCUGUGCUCAACAUCAGUAAUGCAGGAUUAAACCCAGUGGACAGUCUGUUGCAUGCCUGGUUCUGGGGAGGUAUGAUAAUGAUCAUAAGUGUAGCCCUCUUGUUCUUCCUCUGUGUGUUCUACUGCUGUGUCUGUUGCUGUGUCUGUUGCAAGGAGGAGUCUUACAAUCAGAAAAGCUACAAGCGCUCUAAGAUAUGCUGCGCUCUGUUCACCAUUGCAUUAAUUGCAUCAUCAAUUGUUCUACUGUGCGUGUCACUAUGGUUGGAAACAGAAGUGGACAAAGGAGUCAUGUUCUCUCCCAACAACAUGAGCAACGCUAUCAGUGGACAGGGCGUUGUGGAGACCUUUGAGUUUUACAGAUUCCGAGUGGCACUUGGUCUUCUCUCAGUGGUACUACUAGUCCUACUGCUCUCAUUGUUUGCGUUCUGCUGUGCUCCCGCCUGCAAGUCCCCAGCUGUUGUUGUCAUAUUCAUGUUUCUUCAUGUCUUGACUGCUCUUCUUCUCUCCGUCUAUGCUGGUGCGACCUUUACACUCAUUGUGUUUGUUUCUGAUUUGUGUGUGGAUAUCUACAAAACUCAGUGUGAUGACAGCUCUUUUCUCAACGGCUCUUCAAUUGAUAAUUUCUGCAAUGGAGUCGUUGUGGAUGGUUUUGCCAUAGUGAUGCUGAGCUGUGCAACUGCCCUCAUUCUCUACUGUCUGCAAGUGUUUGCUGCCAUCUAUGCCAAUCUCAUCAGAAGUUCACGGUACUCUGCAGUGGAGACAGUGGGCCAGUCGUCGGAGAUGUUUAUCAGCACCCCACAUACCGUGGGGGGCACAAGGUUCCACGGUGGAGUGUGGGACGCAUACGGUUCCCAAACUGCCAUGGGUGUUAAGUCACGUGGGCAGAACAUACCCUCUGGCUACACCCCCGAGGCCUACCCUAUGGGUGCUGUGGCACCGGUGGCCCCAAUAGCCCCGCUACCCUCAGACGACUAUACAGGGAUGAAGGAAAUUACACUUCGUAUGCAAGAUAUUGAUGCAGACUCAAGUAAUGAUAUGCACAUAGUGGAUGUUUAAUGAAUGUGAACACACCUCCUAGUAGACUAGUAAUAGCUAGAGAGAACUGCUUUACUGUUUGCGUUUGUGUAUGUAGUUCACUGUGUGCAUGUGAUGUAAUAAGUAUGUGUAUACCGUG